Arachis stenosperma is the source of this 1243-nucleotide messenger RNA. RefSeq names its product peptidyl-prolyl cis-trans isomerase CYP26-2, chloroplastic. Gene Ontology annotation, biological process: protein peptidyl-prolyl isomerization. Gene Ontology annotation, molecular function: peptidyl-prolyl cis-trans isomerase activity. The coding region runs from base 159 to 1163 and encodes 334 amino acids. Lineage: Eukaryota; Viridiplantae; Streptophyta; Magnoliopsida; Fabales; Fabaceae. The record is from RefSeq and is a predicted model, not a curated record. The transcript is spliced from 2 exons. Gene Ontology annotation, cellular component: chloroplast.
ACGUUUCUUAUCCACAAAAUCUCCUCAGUAUCCAUCAUUCUAUCUAUUCUUCUCCCACCCUUUACUUUUCCAAAUCCCAUAAUCUCAUUGCACCUGCUACAACUGAUGCAGACACUAACAUAAACCAGUUCCUAAGCAGUGCCAAAACCACCAUAGAAAUGCUACAAAACACAAGAGCUUCAUUACCUUCCCCACAACCAUUCAACACUCCAACCCGUUCUUCAGCACCAACCCCUUUGCCAUUUCAGCUCCUACCCACAUCCAAAUCUUUCCCAACAAUCAAACAGCAAUGCAGUAUAUCGCGUAGGGAUCUCGCAAUCUACGGCAACUCUUGCUUGCUACUUCUGUUGGGUUCUCAGGGAGUGGAAGUUUCCAAAGCAAGAGCAGAGGAAGAAGUUGCUGUUACUACCAACACAAGCAACAUUGAUCAACAAGAAGAGAAUAAUUUGAAUGCCACCACUCCUAACUGCACUGAAAGAAAACCAACCAAGCAAGUGUUCUUGGAUGUAUCGAUUGAUGGCGAACCUGUUGGAAGGAUUACCAUAGGUCUCUAUGGAGAUGAUGUUCCAAUAGGGGUCAAUAGGUUCAGCAAGAUUGUGAGUGGAGCUGCUGGCAUUAGCUACAGAAGAAAAGAGUUUGUGAAGAUCAUGCCAAAUUACGUGCAGCAUGGUGGACUAAGAUCCUAUGGGGUGGACGCCGAAAUUGCAAAAGGGACAGGGAGUGAUUUGGCUGCUGAUACUCUGGUUGGGGAGUGGGAGAGACAGUAUGAGACAUGCUCUGGGGCUAAGAAUGUUGCUGGAAGUGUUGGAAUUGUUGUGAGAGACCCUUCAAAACCGCCUCCGAAACUGAAGCUGGUUGCAAGAAAAGGGAAGCUGGAGAUUGAUCAGGAAGAAGUUGGGGCUGAUCCUAACGGGACAGAGUUUGUCAUUGCCACAAAGGAUUCACCAGAGUUGGAUUCUUCUACUCUGGUGAUUGGAAGAGUAGUAGAGGGAAUGGAGGUUGUGAAGAGGAUUAGUCAAGUGAAAACGGUACAAGAGAAUACAAGCUCUCCUUAUUUCAGGGUGGCAAAGCUAAUAGGAGACAAGAGAGCUGUUGUAGCAGAAAGAGGAUUCAACAGGCCUUAUUCAAAAAUCAUAAUUACAAACUGUGGUGUAUUAGCCUAGCACAUCUUCUUCAGUUGAUUUUACAGUGUCAAUGUAAGGGAACAUAUAAUCGUUCAAUAACAAUCUCCUUUAUCAUCAAA